Messenger RNA from Culicoides brevitarsis, 1040 nucleotides. Its product is annotated as ribosomal protein S6 kinase delta-1. The record is from RefSeq and is a predicted model, not a curated record. The coding region runs from base 75 to 920 and encodes 281 amino acids. NCBI's taxonomy places the organism in Eukaryota, Metazoa, Arthropoda, Insecta, Diptera, Ceratopogonidae. The transcript is spliced from 2 exons. Gene Ontology annotation, molecular function: phosphatidylinositol binding.
AAUUAAAUUAAAUAAAUAAACGAUUUUAGAUCCAAAAAGCGGCUAUUGAUUUGUCAAUAUUAUAUUAAAUUAUAAUGGCAAGCCAUCAGGAAAAAUGGAUUUUUUCUUUUGCUAUAACCGAAACACAAGUUCAAAAAAAUUACACUACUUAUAAAAUAACAUCAAUCAUCAUUCCAAAGAAUACACCGGAGGCUUUAUCAUGUAUCACAGUCAAUAAGCGUUUUCGUGAAGUUUGCAAAUUCUAUAAGGAAAUUUGUCGUAAAGCUUGCGAGGCCAAAAUCGAUUUAACAAAGAUUCCUAAACUGAAAAAUAGCACUUACUUCAAACGAUUCUCGCCGGAGGUAAUUGAAGAGCGAAAAAAUUACAUUAUAAGUUUGUUGAAUUUUAUUGGAGACAACCCAGUUCUUUAUCGAUCAGAAGCAUUUGUAAAGUUUUUUGAUACUUCGUUAACAACGAGUUGUUACAUUGGAGAAGAUAGAAUUGAUUGUGGAGAUGAACUUAGUGUUAAAACUUUUCUGACAGAUGACUUGAACAACGAAGAAACGACUUUUGCUGCAAAAGAGUUAGAUCGAGUGAUGACAAAAACAUUUUCAGAACGGUUAUCAAGUGAUCCAGACACAAAUAUCUUAAUCGAACGUUUAACUGAAGAAGUAUCAUUAGAGAAAAAUAUUGAAGACAGUAGGAUUACCGAUAUCGAGCAAAGAUUGAAACAGCUUAAAGAAGAUAGUUCAUUUGAUUAUAUUUAUGAAGCAGCAUUAAAGUUUACAGAAGCAGUUGAGAGCGACGCACUAGGAUCUUACCAAAAAGCAUUUGAUUCAUACAAGUAUGGAAUAGAUAUAUUGCUAUGCGGAGUUAAAAACGAUUCAGACGUAGGACGUAAGAAAAUUGUGGCUUGGAUUAUUUUGCUGAGAUUCAAUUAGACGACAACGAAAUUGAAGAGGAUGCGAAAGAUUUAUUGAAUAGUCUUAUUGUAGUUGAUUCCAAUCACAGAUUUUCUGUAAAUCAAGUGAUGAAACAUAAAUUUUUUGGCAGCUCUGUUG